Pollicipes pollicipes is the source of this 2440-nucleotide messenger RNA. Its product is annotated as zinc finger protein 497. Gene Ontology annotation, molecular function: DNA-binding transcription factor activity, RNA polymerase II-specific. NCBI's taxonomy places the organism in Eukaryota, Metazoa, Arthropoda, Thecostraca, Pollicipedomorpha, Pollicipedidae. The transcript has 6 exons. Gene Ontology annotation, biological process: regulation of transcription by RNA polymerase II. Gene Ontology annotation, cellular component: nucleus. The record is from RefSeq and is a predicted model, not a curated record. Bases 44 to 2440 code for a protein of 798 amino acids.
CCGCGUAGUGCUCACGGCGACGGCUGGCGUGGCAUGCCGUAUUAUGUCUGCAAUGACACCUCCAAUAAAUCAGAACACAAGCAGUGAUGAUGCAACGGUAGAAAACCACUGUCUUGUUUGCAACAGAGAGCAGACAGCCAACUUAGAGCGUAUUUCGAUUGAAAGCUCCCUGGCAAGUGGCCACUUGUUGAGCUCCGUCAUGGUUGCCAUCUUGGAGAGUUCGCUGCCUCGUUUGGGAGACCAGGUCCCAGUCGUGUGCGUGGUGUGCUUCUGUCUGCUGAAGGAAAUCGAUAACUUGGAACACCGUGUCACAGCACUCAAGGGGUCUGUAAGGCUCAGCUUUGCCCAGGCCUGCCGAGAGCGUGGUCGGCAGUGGGAUGUGGAGGUGGCCAGUAAAGGCCCAGCAGAGGAGCGGGGGACCAAAGGCACGUUUGUGGAAGACGUGAUUGGUGAUCAGACUAAUGGCAGCUGCACAACAUGUGAAAGAUCUACACAGACGGAUGUAAACCUCGUCUUACGCCGUGAAGAAGACGAAAACGCACAACAGCAGGAUUCUACAGGAGCUAAAUGUGCUCAGAAACCAGAUGUUCGACUUGCGCCUUUGCCUACUUGGCGACGGAGAGGACGGUGCAGCAGGGUCUCGACGUCGGAGGCCGUCGCCGGGGACGGCGGCGUGUGGCCGAAUGCCGCCGAGUGUCCCGGUGACCCUGGCGGUAGCACGAACUCGGCGUUGGUCGUCUCGCCAGGCCUGCAGACGACCCCGGCGCCGCCCAGAACGCUGCGGCGCCGCCCUACACUCGUCAAGACCGAGCCUGGCUCGAACGACGUCGCUGACGGCGACGGAGCCGGGCGGAACCAUGCCCCAGACGACGGUCCGCCGGACGCCGCAGCGGGCUCGGCGUCGGCCGCGUCGCCCGACCCGCUGGCGGCCCCGGCGCCGCGCAGAGCGCUGCGGCGCCGCCCGACGCUCGUCAAGGCUGAGCCUGUCUUGGAUGUCGAUACCGACGGCCACAGCGCCGACAGUGACGGGGCCGUCUGGGACGACACGCGGGGUGACGGACUGCAGUGCGAAAUGUGCGGGGCAGAGUGCGCCGACGCGUCUGAGCUGGAGCGGCACCGGCGCCACUGCGGUCCGCCGACAGAUGCCGAGGCGGACGCGGUGCUCUGGAGCUGCCAGCGGUGCGAGCGCUCCUUCCGCCAGCUGCCGCAGCUGAAGCGGCACACACGCCAGCACAAGCUGCCCACCAGGCAGCUGGCCAUCUGCCUCAAGUGCGGCGCGGUGUUCGGCGCGGCGGCCGAGCUUGUGGAACACAACGCCUCUCACGCAGCGGACGCGCCCGACAUCCUGAUCUGCAACGUGUGCGGCCUGGGCUUCCGUUCGGCACCGGCGCUCGCUGUGCACGCCGGCAAGCAUGACGUCACCUGCACCGUCUGCUACAAGCAGUUGCGCAAGGACAGCUUGCGCGAACACAUGCGGCGCCACACGGGCGAAACGCGGUACACGUGCGCCGUGUGUAGCAAGAAGUUCGUGGCGUUUUCGUCGCUGCGCGCGCAUCGGCGCACGCACACCGGCGACAAGCCGCACAAGUGUCACCUGUGUGCUGAGAUGUUCCACGUGAAGGCGAGCCUGGCCGAGCACUUGGAGCGCCACCAGGGUGCCGAGCUGCGAUGCGAACAGUGCUCACGCGUUUUCCCGUCGUCACGUCGGCUGGCGGCGCACGCCAAGACGCACGACAGGCGCCGCUGGCAGCCGCACACCUGCGAGUUCUGCGGCCAGGGCUUCAUGACGGCGCGCUCUCUGCGCCAGCACCGGACCCAGCACCUCGGCACCGUGCCGUUCGUCUGUCCCGUCUGCCAGAAGGGCUUCACCUACGAGGACUCUUACAAGGAGCACCUGAACGUGCACAGCGGUCAGCGGCCGUUCACCUGUGAGGUGUGCGGCAAGUCGUUCGGCCGCCGGUCCUGCCUGUGGGCGCACCGGAACCAGCAUACCAACCCGCGCCGCUUUCCGUGCGGCCACUGUCCCAAGGUGUUCUCCAACAAGUCGGCUUACACCGUCCACCUCCGGAUCCACACCGGCGAGAAGCCGUACAAGUGCACGACCUGCUCGGGCUCGUUCCGGCUGCUGAGCCGUCUGAAGCGACACGCCUGCGCGCCGCCCGCCGCCGCCGCCGCCGCAGCCGUGGCUCCCGGCUCGGCGCCGGGCACCGCUCCGCCGGUCACCGUACAGAUCAGCACGCCCGGCGGCCAGACGACCACAGCGCACAUACAGCUGCCGGCGGCGAUGGCUGACCGGACCGUCUGCGCCGCUGGAGCUGACGUGGGCGCCGCGGCCGGCAUGUCUUUCGCCGGGAGACAGGUACCUCCCGAUGGAGGGGUAGCUUCCUUCCGGGACGGCGGCAGCUGUCCCCGAGGUGGUGACACUGGGUUCCGGGGAUGA